Molecule: messenger RNA, 1083 nt
Organism: Clonostachys rhizophaga
Lineage: Eukaryota; Fungi; Ascomycota; Sordariomycetes; Hypocreales; Bionectriaceae
Source: the annotation of a GenBank genome assembly
AUGCCUGUUGUACCUCCCAAUGGACUCAUUCUCCUCACCGGCGCCAACGGCUACAUCGCCAGCGUAACCGCCAAAGUGCUGAUCGACCGUGGCUACAAGGUCCGAGGCACCGUCCGUUCCAUCUCCAACUCCAGCUGGAUGCCGUCAUACUAUGGCCCCAACUUCACCCUUGCCGAGGUGCCCGACUUUGCUGCCGACGGUGCUUUCAACGAGGCCGUCAAGGGCGUGGAUGGCAUCAUACACAUGGGCGCCAAUGUGACCCUCCAGCCUGAUCCGACCAUUGUCGAUGCCGCCAUUCAAAGUGUGAACCAGCUGCUCGAGGCAGCAUCCAAGGAGCCAAGUGUGAAGCGCGUCGUUUUGACCUCUGCAAGGGCGGCGUGCAUCAACGAGAUCCCAGGAACACCUUACAGAAUCACGAAAGAUACGUGGAAUGAUGAAGCCAUUGAGGAGCUCAAGAAGCCAGCAGAUGCGCACUCGCCUCAAGUCCGUGGUAUGUUGGUUUAUGGUGCUGCAAAGUGCCUGGCGGAGCGCGGCGCGUGGGAAUUUGUCCGCAAGAACAAGCCGCACUUUAUCUUCAACAGCGUUCUGCCCAACGUCAACUUUGGCAAAGUCGAAGCCAUCGAGUAUCUCGGCUUCAAAGGCAGCGGCUGCUUCGUCAAUGCACUAGACAAGGGUAUACCCUUCGGGCCUGUCUUGAUCCCUCAUCAACUGUAUGUCAACGUGCAAGACACAGCUCUGUUGCAUUUAGGUGCCUUGACCCUGGAGGAUGUGCAGAACGAGCGGCUCAUGGCUAUGGCGGGGACAUUUUCCUGGAAUGAGAUUAUUGGGAUCCUCCGUCGACGGUUCCCGGAGCGCAAAAACAUGGUUGUCCCGGGCGAGGAGAAAACCCUAGAUAUCGGUGAGGUAGACAAUGGCCGUGCAGCCGAUGUGUUGCGGCAGAUGGGACAGGACGGGUUCAGAAGUCUAGAAGACACACUUGUGGAGAAUAUGGAGUGUGUCAUCGCGGCAGAUUCUCUGAAGGUAGCGAGAAAUGGCACGGAUGAUGUUAUCGAUAUGAUUUUCAAAGGAGCUGGGCAGUCAUAA